CUCUCGCCAGCACCAAAUUCCAGCAACUUUUCGUUUUAUUUUCACUCGAAAACCCAAAAGGCUAUUCCAAAAAUAUAUAUAAAAAAACGCAAGAAUCGGUUUCCGAAAGAAGAAAAAACCGCAAGAAUUUGAUUCCGAUGCUAUGCGGACCGUUACGCUAUAUAAAGCCUCCAGCUUCGACAGCUUUAUUCUACUCGCAGCCGCCAUCAUUGUUAUUUUCUCCCCCUUUUCUCUCCUCCACCUCGCCCCUCUUCGGUGGCAGCAGAAGAAAAAGGUUAUCGAGGCUAAAGAAAAAAGGCGUAAUUAUUAGGGCAAUGCCUUCUUCUUCUCCUUCUUCGCCUCUUUCCCCGCCUUCCGAAGCGAAGAACAACGCCCUCGGAUCCUUCAAACUUAGCGAGUCCACCUUCUUGGCCUCUCUGAUGCCGAAGAAGGAGAUCGGAGCAGAUCGCUUCCUCGAAUCCCAUCCCGAGUAUGACGGAAGAGGCGUCUUGAUUGCGAUCUUUGAUUCUGGUGUGGAUCCAGCUGCUGCCGGCUUACAGGUGACAUCAGAUGGCAAACCAAAAAUUAUUGACAUCUUAGAUUGCACAGGGAGUGGUGACGUUGACACCUCCAAAGUGGUGAAGGUUGACAUUGAUGGUUGCAUUGUAGGGGCAUCAGGGAGGAAGUUGGCUUUAAAUCCAUCAUGGAAGAAUCCUUCCCAGGAGUGGCAUGUAGGCUGCAAAUUAGUUUAUGAACUUUUUACAGACACUCUCACAUCUCGGCUAAAGAAAGAAAGAAAGAAGAAGUGGGACGAGAAAAAUCAGGAAGCAAUUUCAGAGGCUCUAAAGAAUCUGAAUGAGUUUGAAAAGAAAUAUGGUAAAACAGAAGAUUUGAAGCUAAAAAGGGCUCAUGAAGACCUUCAAGAUAGGCUCGAUUUCCUAAGGAAGCAAACUGAAAGCUAUGAUGACAGGGGCCCCAUAAUUGAUAUUGUUGUUUGGCACGAUGGUGAGGUUUGGAGGGUUGCUGUUGACACACACAGUUUUGAGGAUAGCUCAGAGCAUGGAAAACUGGCCGAUUUUGUUCCUUUGACAAACUACAGGAUUGAGCGAAAAUUUGGCAUAUUUAGCAAAUUGGAUGCUUGCUCUUUUGUUACUAAUGUUUAUAAUGAUGGAAAUCUGGUAAGUAUAGUGACAGAUUGCUCACCACAUGGUACCCAUGUUUCUGGUAUUGCAGCUGCUUUCCAUCCUGAGGAACCACUGCUAAAUGGAGUUGCACCUGGAGCCCAGUUGAUUUCUUGUAAGAUAGGAGAUACACGUUUAGGCUCAAUGGAAACAGGAACAGGUUUGAUAAGAGCAUUAAUAGCUGCAGCAGAGCACAAAUGUGAUCUAAUCAACAUGAGUUAUGGCGAGCCUACAUUGUUGCCUGAUUAUGGAUGUUUUGUUGACCUUGUUAAUGAGGUUGUAGACAAGCACCGCCUGAUUUUUAUUAGCAGUGCUGGAAACAGUGGACCAGCAUUAAAUACUGUGGGUGCACCUGGUGGUACAACUUCAAGCAUAAUAGGUGUUGGUGCCUAUGUCUCCCCUGCCAUGGCUGCCGGAGCUCAUUGUGUGGUUGAGGCUCCAUCUGAGGGGAUGGAAUAUACAUGGUCUAGCCGAGGCCCAACGGUUGAUGGGGAUCUUGGUGUCUGUAUAAGUGCUCCGGGUGGAGCAGUGGCUCCUGUACCGACAUGGACCCUGCAGCGACGCAUGCUUAUGAAUGGAACUUCUAUGGCAUCUCCAUCUGCAUGUGGGGGAGUUGCUUUACUUAUUAGUGCUAUGAAGGCUGAAGGAAUUCCAGUAAGUCCAUACACUGUGCGUAAGGCAUUGGAGAACACAACAACCCCUAUAGGUGAUACACCUGAAGACAAACUAACUACAGGCCAGGGGCUUUUGCAAGUUGAUAGGGCACAUGAAUAUGUUCAGAAGUCGAGGAAUUUCCCAUCUGUUUGCUAUAGAAUUACAAUUAAUCAGGCUGGGAAAUCAACUCCUACAUUACGUGGGAUCUAUCUAAGGGGGGCUAAUGCUUGUCAACAAACCAGUGAGUGGACUGUUCAAGUUAACCCAAAGUUCCAUGAUGAUGCUAAUAAUUUGGAGCAAUUGGUUCCAUUUGAGGAGUGUAUACAAUUGCAUUCAAGUGAGAAAAUUGUUGUUCGAGCUCCCGAAUAUCUCUUGCUGACACAUAACGGACGAAGUUUCAACAUAGUUGUGGAUCCCACAAGUCUUGCCAAUGGUCUACAUUAUCAUGAAGUCUAUGGCAUAGACUGCAAAGCUCCAUGGCGUGGUCCUCUUUUCCGAGUGCCAAUUACAAUUAUAAAACCUUUUGCUUCAGCAGGGCAGCCUCCACUAGUUUCAUUUUCAAAUGUUUCCUUUCAACCAGGUCAUAUUGAAAAGAGAUUUAUCGAUGUGCCACUUGGUGCUACAUGGGUGGAGGCAACAAUGCGAACUUCAGGGUUUGAUACUGCUCGGAAGUUUUUCAUUGAUACUGUUCAGAUCUGUCCGUUGAAGCGACCUAUUAAGUGGGAGGCAGUCGUGACAUUUUCAUCUCCUUCACUUAAAAGUUUCACUUUUCCUGUUCAAGGUGGUCUAACCAUGGAAUUGGCUGUUGCUCAAUUAUGGUCCAGUGGCAUUGGUAGUCAUGAAUCUACUAUUGUUGAUUUUGAGAUUGUGUUUCAUGGAAUCAACAUCAAUCAAGAGGUAGUGGUACUUGAUGGAAGUGAGGCACCUAUGCGAAUAGUUGCUAAAUCUCUAUUAGCGUCUGAGAAACUUGUCCCAGCCGCUACUUUAAACAAGUUGAAGAUACCAUAUCGGCCUGUGGAGUCUAAUUUAAUUUCUCUUCCUACGAACCGCGACAAGUUACCAUCUGGCAAGCAGAUUAUUGCGCUGACACUGAUUUACAAGUUCAAAUUGGAAGAAGGAGCUGAAAUAAAGCCCCAUAUACCACUUCUAAAUAAUCGGAUAUAUGACAAUAAGAUCGAAUCCCAAUUUUAUACUAUCUCUGAUUCUAAUAAGCGAGUAUAUGCAUUUGGUGAUGCGUAUCCUAAAUAUGUGAAGAUUCCCAAGGGAGAAUACACUCUACAAUUGUAUAUAAGGCAUGAAAAUGUGCAGUUCUUGGAGAAAAUGAAGCAACUAGUAUUGUUUAUUGAAAAGAAACUGGAGAAAAAGGACCGCAUUCGAUUGAGCUUUUUUUCUCAACCUGAUGGCCCCAUAAUCGGAAAUGCCACCUUUAAAACCACAGUUUUAGUUCCUGGUGAACCAGAAGCAUUUUAUCUGGGUCCACCAUCCAAAGAAAAGCUUGCAAAGAACUCUCCUGCUGGAGCCGUAUUGCUUGGAUCAAUAUCCUAUGGUACUGUAACAGUUAGCAGCAAAAAUGAUGACCAAAACCAAAAACCACCAGUAUCUUAUCGUGUAUCUUAUCUUAUACCACCAUCCAAGGUUGAUGAAGACAAAGGAAAGGGUACUGGUACCUGCACAAAAAGUGUCUCUGAGCGUUUGGAAGAAGAGGUACGAGAUGCUAAGAUAAAGGUUCUGUCAAGCCUGAAACGAGAUACUGAAGAAGAGAGAUUAGCAUGGAAUGAACUUUCCACUUCUCUUAAGACGGACUAUCCAAAGUAUACUCCAUUGCUUGCCAAAAUUUUGGAGGGCUUACUUUCAAGUGGUGCUGACCAAGACAAGGUUAGCCGUGACAAAGAGAUCGUUGAUGCAGCUGAUGAGGUCAUUGACAGUAUUGACAGAGAAGAGUUAGCAAAGUGCUUAUCCCUAAAGUCAGAUCCUGAGGAUGAAGAAGCAGAGAAAAUUAAGAAGAAGAUGGAAGUUACUCGUGACCAAUUGGCAGAGGCUUUGUAUCAAAAGGGCCUAGCACUGGCAGAUAUUGAAUCUUUUGAGGCUGAUCAGUCAGUGGAGAAGUCUGAGACUGCUACCAACAAAAGUUUAGAUGGAGCUGAAAUUCUUACCAAAAGUGAUCAAUCAGAUCCUUUUGAUGAGAACUUUAAGGAAUUGAAGAAAUGGGUUGAUGUUAAAUCCACAAAGUACUGCAUGCUGUUGGUGGUACGUGAGAGACGUUGCAGAAGACUUGGAACAGCUUUAAAGGUAUUGACUGAUAUGAUUCAGGAUGAAUCAGAGGCACCGAAGAAAAAGCUUUAUGAUCUAAGGAUCCAAUUGCUUGAGGAGAUUGGGUGGACACAUUUGGCAUCAUAUGAGAGGCAGUGGAUAUACGUCCGUUUCCCUUCAAGUUUGCCUCUUUUCUGAUUUGAUCUUGUACUUCCAAGGAUUAUUUUUUUGAAUAAUACAUGUGACGGAUGUUCAUUAUUGCAUUCUCUUCAUGAGGUUAAGUGGUUUUUGCUUUUGCUAUUGAUACAAUCGACAGACAACAGAGAAGCACCACUUGUUUUCUUUAGUAUUUUUCCAAAUAGAAGUUUCAGUUUCAGAAUAACUUCAAAAUUAAGCA
Molecule: messenger RNA, 4461 nt
Organism: Elaeis guineensis (African oil palm)
Lineage: Eukaryota; Viridiplantae; Streptophyta; Magnoliopsida; Arecales; Arecaceae
Product: tripeptidyl-peptidase 2
Biological process (GO): proteolysis
Cellular component (GO): cytosol
Molecular function (GO): serine-type endopeptidase activity; tripeptidyl-peptidase activity
Source: RefSeq, a predicted model, not a curated record